Messenger RNA from Dovyalis caffra, 153 nucleotides. The record is from the annotation of a GenBank genome assembly. Lineage: Eukaryota; Viridiplantae; Streptophyta; Magnoliopsida; Malpighiales; Salicaceae.
AUGAACGAAGAUGUUGAUGGAAUGAUACUUCCAAUGAAGCCAAAAAUUGGAAAGGUCUUCUUGACCCUUUCGGAGCCUUAUAUUCUAGCAAACACAAAUAAGGUUGAUCUUCAUCAGCGUAUGGUUGGUGGGUAUGGAAGGGCAAAUAGUUGA